This is a messenger RNA of Diaporthe batatas, 993 nucleotides long. RefSeq lists its product as uncharacterized. The coding region runs from base 1 to 993 and encodes 330 amino acids. NCBI's taxonomy places the organism in Eukaryota, Fungi, Ascomycota, Sordariomycetes, Diaporthales, Diaporthaceae. The transcript has a single exon. Gene Ontology annotation, molecular function: identical protein binding. The record is from RefSeq and is a predicted model, not a curated record.
AUGAAAUAUCUGAACAUCAAGCAUGGCGAACACUGUUUUGUGUUAUUGCGCCUUAAUUCAGCAAGGUCUCUGCUUCACCGGCUUGAAGGCAAUCACGAGAUCGCUGUCGGCGAGGUCGACAAGCUCGUCAAUCAGCAGCAGCAAGCUCCUCAAAGUCAACGUGACAAUGCCGCCAUGGGCCAUGUGGUGUUGCAGCGGGCUCUCAACUCGAUUCAGGUUGAUGAUCUCAUCCAGGCCGAGCAGAUCCUAGGCCAUUGGCGCCACCUGGGCGACGACGAGCCCUCGCUGAUGGAGCAUGUCGUAUACUUUCGCAGGGACGUGAUGCUUGGUCGAGUUCUGAGAGCCCGGGGGAGGUUCGCAGAAGCACACACCCAUCUGAAGAGGUCUUACGACCUAGCCGCGCAACACCACGGCCUUGAUUUUGACGAGGACCGCCGGGACCUCAUCUCCGAGCUGGCGGAUACGCUACUAGAGCUCGACAAGCCCUACGACGCCGAGGCAUACCUGCGGAUCGAAUUCGCCCGAAGGUCACGGGAUAUGAAUGACCCGGCCAAGUCAGGCAAGUCCCUCUUGGAGGCUUCCAUGGCCGAAGUGCUACUCGCACAGGGACGAACCGAGGAGGCGGAACACGUUUGUUCCCAGGCAGAGGCGCGGUGGGACGAGCUCAUGAGGCUCGGAAAGUUUCGCAUCUGCAUCGUGCGGGCCAAGAUUCAUCACACGAGGUCUGAUUAUGCGACUGCAGUGAGGUACUGGGACAUGGCCUUGCAGCAGGCCUCCAUAUUCCAGGGGGAAACGGGGGCCACGACUCGCAUACUCGUGCUUUCUAGGCAAGUGAGUAGGCAGGCUUCAGGCCUCACUGAUCCCGAGGCCUUUGAGCGGUGUACGGACCUGUCAACUGUGCCGGUGAAGCCUGGCGGAACUCUCUACUGGAUCGCUGGCAUGCGUCACUGGGAGAAUUUUGUGCGCUCGGAGGCCGCUCGGACUCGGGUCUGA